AUGUCUUCCCCAGGCCUCUUCUCCAGACCAACCGAUCCGUAUCAUCACCCCAAAAUGUCCAACGCCCCAGCAUCUCGCCUCCUAAACGCCAUCAUCUCCUCACUCUCCGCCCUCCUCGGCCCCUCCCUCUGGUAUCUCUACCAAAACCUCACGCUCGACAUCCUCGGCAACGCGCCCAACGCCAACCUCUCCGUCCAGACCCUCCAGCAUAUCCUUCACAACCGCCCGGCAGCCAUCUACCUCCACAACGACCUCGCGCGCGCCAUGUGGACGGGUGAAGGAAACGACCUCCCGAUUAUACAGCUGCCAAGGUACGUCUCAGAGGCGAUUACCAAGAUGUAUUGGCAGUGGUGUGAAGAGAGUUUUGGGGGAGUGGUCGGGCUGAAGAAGUGGGAGAUGCUGGCGGAGGCGGCGAGGGAGGUGGAGGCUAGUGAUGGUGACGGUGAAAAGGGCAAGGGGGUGGAGGAGUGUGAGUUGGAAGGCGUUUUUGAAAGGCUGAGUUUGAAGUUGAGGGGGCAUUCCGUUACGCAGGGGGAUACGGAUGCUUUGUUGUCUGGGUUUGCAGCGAUGGGGUUGGCGUGA
Messenger RNA from Trematosphaeria pertusa, 582 nucleotides. RefSeq lists its product as uncharacterized. The transcript has a single exon. Bases 1 to 582 code for a protein of 193 amino acids. NCBI's taxonomy places the organism in Eukaryota, Fungi, Ascomycota, Dothideomycetes, Pleosporales, Trematosphaeriaceae. The record is from RefSeq and is a predicted model, not a curated record.